Gossypium raimondii (Peruvian cotton) is the source of this 2410-nucleotide messenger RNA. Its product is annotated as homeobox protein BEL1 homolog. Lineage: Eukaryota; Viridiplantae; Streptophyta; Magnoliopsida; Malvales; Malvaceae. The record is from RefSeq and is a predicted model, not a curated record. The transcript is spliced from 5 exons. The coding region runs from base 385 to 2154 and encodes 589 amino acids. Gene Ontology annotation, biological process: regulation of transcription by RNA polymerase II. Gene Ontology annotation, molecular function: DNA-binding transcription factor activity, RNA polymerase II-specific; RNA polymerase II cis-regulatory region sequence-specific DNA binding.
UUUUUUAUAAGUAUCAAUUUAAUCCAAUAUUAUUAGACAACGUUUAACAUUUUCCUACAAAUUUUUACAUCAAUAACCCUAUUGACCCACUUGAGCUAGUGAGAGAAAAGGCAAGGAUAUGAGUAUGAAUAUGAUCAUGGUUAUGCAUAAGGGCCCCCAUCAUCAUCACCUCUGGAUCUGAAACUUCUUUUUGUUGUGAAGAUUUUAAAUUUUCAUGGCACCCCAUGUUGGGUUUUUAACAUAGAACAAAACAAGGUUCUUCUCCAUCAAAAUCUCCUUUCAAGUUUUCAUCCAUGUCUGUUGAAACUUGUUCCAUAACUGAAUCAGCAUCUCAGAAGCUAUAAUGGAACAAAUGAAAAGCAUAAAUCAUUAAAGGGAAAUUACAUGGAUGAUAAAUCAACUGGUUUUUGCUAUUCAACCAUGCCAACCCAUCUCGUGAAUCAGAUCCAAAGCUUUGAAUCCAACCCGGAGAUGUUUAACUUAACAACAGGCAUGGAGAUGAUAGGAUUCUUCAAUAAAAAUGGAAGCAACACCACCACCACAGGUACUCCUUCUUGUUCCAAGGCUGUUAAUGAGUCAACGACCGAGUUCUAUCAACAUGCCGAGUUCACAACUGGGUUAGAAGUUGGAACUGAGUCAUCAGGUCCUUGGCAAGAUGAUUCUUCUUUCAGGUGUGUUUUCCCUUGCGAAGGAAACGAGAGACCAAGUCAAGGUCUUUCACUCUCUCUUUCAUCAAGUAAUCCCACUACCAUUGGGGUACAAUCUUUUGAGCUGAAGCAAGUUGGUCAUGGCUAUGAUAAUCAACAUGAUGAUAUGAGGUUCAUUGGUUCUUCAUCAAGUUCUAGAGAGGGUUUCUUUGCAAAGCCUGCAAAUCAUCAUCAUCAUCAAGGGGAGUUCCAAUUGAGGAAUUCAAAGUACUUGGGACCAACUCAAGAGCUUUUGAAUGAGUUUUGUAGCCUUGCGAUGAAACAAAUGGAUUCAUCGAAACAAAAGCAAUCGAUCCAUAAGGGUAAUAAACAAUGGGAUGAUGAGAAUGGAGGUAGCUCUUCAAUGAAACAACCCCUUCAUUCCCUAGAUUUCAUGGAGUUGCAGAAAAGAAAAACCAAGCUGCUUUCAAUGCUAGAAGAGUUGGAUAGAAGAUACAAGCACUAUUGUGAUCAAAUGAAAGCCGUGGUAUUGUCCUUCGAAGCAGUGGCCGGCAUCGGCGCGGCAUCGGUGUAUUCGGCUUUAGCAUCGAAAGCGAUGUCAAGGCAUUUUAGAAGCUUAAGAGAUGGCAUCGUUGGCCAAAUUCAAGCUACUAGGAAAGCCAUGGGAGAAAAAGACCCAGUUGCACCAGGGACAACCAAAGGUGAAACACCAAGGCUAAGGAUACUCGACCAAGCUUUGAGGCAACAAAGGUCUUAUCAUCAAAUGAACAUGAUGGAAUCACAUCCAUGGAGACCCCAAAGAGGCUUGCCCGAAAGAUCAGUCUCGGUUCUUCGAGCUUGGUUAUUUGAGCAUUUUCUACACCCGUAUCCAAGCGAUGUUGAUAAACAUAUCUUAGCCCGGCAAACCGGUCUCUCAAGAAGCCAGGUAUCCAAUUGGUUCAUUAAUGCAAGAGUGAGACUAUGGAAACCAAUGGUAGAAGAAAUGUAUUUGGAAGAAACAAAGGAACAUGAAAACAACAACAUGGCCUCACCAAAUGGAGCCACUAAUACUAAUCAAAAUGAUCAAAAACCAACCCCGGACCAGCUUGUUCGAGUUGACUCAGAAUGUCUAUCUUCCAUUGUCACAAACCUAGAUAAAAACGAUCCAAAAAGUGCCAAAACCAUUGAAACCCGUCACAGCUUGCAUCACCAUCACCAUCAUCAUCAACAACAAAGCUUUGCAACUUAUGGUGCCAUGGAAUUGGACUUCUCUUCCUACAAUCAUCAUCAAGCAGCAGCAUCUAACGGUGGAGGUGUGUCAUUGACGUUAGGGUUACAACAACAUGGUGGGAAUAAUGGGGUGAGCUUAGCAUUCUCCCCAACUUCACAAAGUUCAUUGUUUUACCCUAGAUCGGACCAAAUUGAAGAUUGUCAACCGGUUCAGUACUCACUUUUAGAUGGUGAAGGACAGCAUUUGCCUUAUAGGAGCUUGAUGGGUGCUCAAUUGCUACAUGAUUUGGCUGGUUAGCAAUAAUAAAAAAAAUGGGUUUUAUUCAUAUUGUUGAUGGGAUUUAUAGAUAAAUAGAUUAGGUAGCAUCAUACAUACAUGCUUACGUACAUAAAUACAUACAUGCAUGCAUACAUACAUAUAUAUAUAUGUAUUGGAAGAACAUGUUUAUACAGAUGUAUACGUUUGGUUAGGCCUCACAUUGAAAGCUAAGUGAUUGGAAUGUUUGUGGAUGUUGUUUCGGUUGAACUUUCAGAAUAUAUUUGGGGCUUAUCUA